Astyanax mexicanus (Mexican tetra) is the source of this 420-nucleotide messenger RNA. RefSeq names its product ribosomal protein L37a (gene rpl37a). Lineage: Eukaryota; Metazoa; Chordata; Actinopteri; Characiformes; Acestrorhamphidae. The coding region runs from base 89 to 367 and encodes 92 amino acids. Gene Ontology annotation, molecular function: structural constituent of ribosome. Gene Ontology annotation, cellular component: ribosome. The transcript is spliced from 4 exons. The record is from RefSeq and is a predicted model, not a curated record. Gene Ontology annotation, biological process: translation.
GUAUCCCAGAAUGCCAGGCCGCGGAUGGUGGUAAAUCGCGCAUGCGCAGUUUGACCUCCCUCUUUGGCUUCGCACCUCUCCUGCUAAAAUGGCCAAGCGCACCAAGAAGGUGGGAAUUGUGGGAAAAUAUGGCACCCGUUAUGGUGCUUCCCUCAGGAAGAUGGUGAAAAAGAUUGAAAUCAGCCAGCACGCCAAGUAUACCUGCUACUUCUGCGGCAAGACCAAGAUGAAGAGACGUGCUGUCGGCAUCUGGCACUGCACAUCCUGCAUGAAGACUGUAGCUGGAGGUGCUUGGACAUUCAACACGACAUCUGCCGUCACAGUCAAGUCUGCCAUGAAGAGACUGAAGGAGAUGAAAGACCAGUAGGCUGGACUGUAGUUUUUGUACAGAUUAAGACAUUAAAAACACCAUGUCUUGGA